Stylonychia lemnae is the source of this 762-nucleotide messenger RNA. NCBI's taxonomy places the organism in Eukaryota, Ciliophora, Spirotrichea, Sporadotrichida, Oxytrichidae. The record is from the annotation of a GenBank genome assembly.
AUGAAGGCCUUGAUAGAAACUGUGAAAACUAUGAGUGUUAGAUCCAGAGCAGCUGGAAAUAGCAUAAAAUUCCUUGAUCACACUUGGAAUGAUCCUGGCUGCCAAAGAUUAAUUGAAAAAAUGAACACAAUGACUCUUGAUCAAUUAGGCAUUGAAGGACCCGAUGAUCCUUAUCACUUCCAGAAGGGCUUGAACCGCAUAACUAUAGAAGCGAGUGAUGACUACAGAUUAGUGCUAUUCUUCAUAAAGAAGGGAACAAUCAUGCCUCUACAUGAUCAUCCUAACAUGUGCGUAUUUUUCAGACUACUUUUUGGAAAACUAGAUUACAAAUCUUAUGACAAGCUUGACGAUAAAUUCAAAUACAAUCGAUUCUCUCUGGACGAGUAUCAGGAAAUAUUGGGCAACAAGAAAACAAUCUCAGCAAAGCUUGUCAACAAGACUAUUCUUCACGGUCCACAAUUCUUAAUGGUGAGACCCUCAAGGAACAACUUACAUGCAUUUGAAGCUUAAGAAAAUACUUGUUUCUUUGAUAUCUGUCUUCCCAACUACACAACAGAUAGUUUGAGAAGAAUCACUUAUUUUAAGGAGGUAUGCCCAACUCAAAUGGACUAAAUGGACGCUGCUGAACUAGCAGACAACACUGCUGAGCUUUCCACAGCAAAGCCUAAGGGACUCACAUACUUGACAUACGAUACUACACCACCAAAGCUCCCAGUCAACUUUGAAAUAGAAGAAGUACCCUACAGAGGUAGACUUUUAUGA